Doryrhamphus excisus (bluestripe pipefish) is the source of this 3275-nucleotide messenger RNA. It is a transcript of the gene col9a1c, whose product is annotated as collagen, type IX, alpha 1c. The record is from RefSeq and is a predicted model, not a curated record. Gene Ontology annotation, biological process: extracellular matrix organization. Gene Ontology annotation, molecular function: extracellular matrix structural constituent conferring tensile strength. Lineage: Eukaryota; Metazoa; Chordata; Actinopteri; Syngnathiformes; Syngnathidae.
GCGCUCACUCCUCAACAUGUGCAGGUAGGACCCGGCUGAAGGGGGGGAUUAUAAUUUUGACUUUUUACUCCAGCAUCUGUAGCCGCAUCGCCAUCGAGUCAGCGAAACAUGGCCUUCCGCUCCUCUGCUUUGACGAGAAAGCAACCGUGUGUUGUGACAUACUCGCCUGUCUACUUGGCGCUUGUGUCGUUCCUGUUUGCGCCAGCACUUGGACAACUGGACUUUAACCGAUUGGAUGGCGACACCGUCUGCCCACCCAUGAGAGGCGGACAAGAUGAUCUACCAGGUUUCGAUUUGAUCACCCAGUUUCAGCUGGAUGUCAUUCCCCUUAAAGGCGUGAGGAAGGUGGACGGCUCUACUCCCCUCCAGGUGGCCUACCGCCUUGACCGGGAGGCCAACUUCCAAAUCCCGACCAUGCUGAACUUUCCCCGCGGUUUCCCUGACGAGUAUUCCUUCAUGGUGACCUUCCGCAUGAUCAAGAACACGGUGAACAAAGUGUGGAACGUUUGGCAAAUCGUGGACGAGGACGGCCGCAAACAAGCCGGCAUGAGGCUGAAUGGAGACCAGCAGGCGUUGGAGUACUUCCUGACGGGCCCCGACGGCAGCCUCCAGACCGUCACCUUCCCCGGCUUGUCCGUGCUCUUCAACACCAAGUGGCACAAGGUGAUGAUCGGCGUCGAGCGCGACAUGGUCACGCUCUAUGUAGAUUGCCAGCCUGUGGACCAGAAGCCAAUCAAGGGCAAAGGUCCCAUUAACACAGAAGGAGACACCCUGAUCGGAAGGCUGGAUACUGAUCCCGAAGCAUCCGUAGUGUUUGAGCUGCAGUGGAUGCUGAUUCACUGUGACCCAAAGAGAGCCCAGAGAGAGAGCUGCAACGAGCUGCCUGCCACUGAGAUGUAUGCCAAUGCUGAGCCUGACAAAUCAGUCCAAGGCCCCCCUGGAUCCCCUGGCCCUGUGGGUCCUCGUGGCGCCACAGGAGAAAACGGCAGAGAUGGACGGGAUGGUCUUCCGGGGGCUCCUGGCAGCCCGGGUGCUCCUGGCAGCAAAGGAGAGCAGGGGGAAAUUGGACUUCCUGGGCAGCGAGGUCUACCAGGUCUACCAGGAUCUGAUGGUUCUCCUGGCCCAAUGGGUCCAAGAGGGGCAGUGGGCGAGCGAGGACUCCCUGGCUUCCCCGGGCCUGCGGGUCCUCCAGGCCCAGCAAGUGAAGGACCUGCUGGACCACCAGGGAAACCAGGAAUACCCGGAGAUGAAGGAAAUAUUGGACCUGAGGGCCAACCUGGACCCAGAGGAGAGAACGGAAACCCAGGACCUCCAGGGCCUCCCGGUCCACCGGGUCCGGUGGGGCCGCCUGGUGCUACUGGUGAGGAAAGUGGGGAAGCUUGUCCUGCAGCCUGUCCUGCUGGGCCUCAAGGACUGGCUGGUCUACCAGGCAUGAAGGGACACAAAGGUUUGGCAGGUGAAAAUGGAAAAGAUGGAAUACCCGGAGAAAAGGGGGAGACAGGACCACAGGGUCCUCAGGGUCUGCCAGGUCGCAUGGGAAACGACGGUCAAAGAGGGUCUGUUGGAUUUCCUGGUGCAACGGGAGAGAAAGGAGACAUCGGUCCUCCAGGGUUUAAUGGUGUCCCAGGACCCACAGGCCCACCUGGAUCUCCAGGUGUGGAGGGAGUGCGUGGACGCCAAGGCUUGGAGGGACCAAAGGGUGAUGAAGGAGCUAUUGGACCUCAAGGAGAGCAGGGUCCUAAAGGAGAAAAGGGAGAUGUUGGAGAGGCAGGCAAAAAUGGCAUUGACGGCAUUCCUGGAGCGGAUGGUGCUAAGGGACAGCCUGGCACAACUGGGGCAGUCGGUAUCAGGGGGAUUGUGGGUAUUCCGGGGCUUCCUGGGAAGCAGGGUGUAGUAGGACCUCCUGGUGAAAAGGGUGACACUGGUACUGAAGGAGCCAUCGGGCCUGUCGGACUGCCAGGCAAAAAUGGAGAUGCUGGUACACCUGGAGAAGAUGGGAAACCAGGGGACAAAGGGUCAACGGGUGAAACAGGGAAACAAGGGCCAGUUGGGCCUGCAGGUCCUCCAGGAAUCGAGGGAGAGAAAGGAGAAAAAGGCGACACUGGCGCCCAAGGAAUGAAGGGCCACACUGGACACAAGGGUGAUGAGGGACCAAUGGGACCAAUGGGACCAAAGGGAAGCUUGGGAGAUACAGGUGUUGCCGGAGAUCCUGGAGUCAAGGGAGACCAGGGCCCUCCUGGUAUUCCUGGAAAUAAAGGAGAGCCUGGAGCCAAGGGUCUCAGAGGAGCUACCGGGGCAGAAGGCAGACCAGGUCAGCCAGGUCAUGAAGGUCUGGCUGGUCCGAUGGGAGCAAGAGGGCUGGAGGGAGAACCAGGAUUACCAGGAGCACCAGGACCCAGAGGUCUGCCGGGCCCUAAAGUUAGUGACGAGAAGCUCCGGGAAAUGUGUUCAGCUGUCGUUGAAGAACAAUUAGGAGAAUUCAUGAAAGAUUUCCUCAAGAGGCCAGCUGCCCUCGGUGCCCCUGGUAUCCCAGGACCGGCGGGACCACCGGGCCCUGCUGGAGCCGAAGGAGCGGCGGGACCUCCAGGAGCUCAGGGGGUGAUGGGUCCCAAAGGUCAUCCAGGGUUCUUUGGUCUUCCAGGCGCACCAGGAAAGAAAGGCGAUACUGGAGACAAGGGAGAUAAAGGAGAUAAGGGAGAGGACGGCGUUGGGAUUAAAGGAAGCGCGGGUCCACCGGGUGCACCAGGUGUCCCAGGUGCUCCCGGUGUGGGAAAGGACGGCAAAAACGGAGAGCCUGGUGAACAAGGAACUCCCGGCAUCCCGGGAGCGGUUGGUCCGAGGGGUCCUUCUGGUCCGCCGGGCCUUUGUGACCCAUCCACCUGUAUGAACCGAAACCCACCACCUCUUUUCAUGUACAGCGGGAAGAAGUCUGCUGUUUACAAACACAAGUGAGACACGAGUUCCAGUUUUGGAAAGGAGUUCUCCGACCGAAGUGGAUCUAAACGACACGAGAGACACACACACAACUGUAGAAAUUGUAUAGAUAUUUUGUGAUGUAUACUAAAAAGACAGCUGCUACUGCCUUGCAGCACCAUGACUGAGCUGCAUACGCCCAAACAAAUGCAAAUGGUAAAAUUAUGAAUUAAUCAUUCUUAAUAAGCUCACCCGAUAGACUAACUGAGCCAGUUAGAAGACAAAACUUCACAAAUACAACCUGAAGUGUGCUUUUGUUCAAAUGUAGGAUGGCAGCAAUGUUUUUCUUCCACCAACACAAU